AUGCCUGAUUUAAUAAUAGUGGAUGGCAGUAAAGAACAAGUAAAAGCAGUUAACCAGGCUUUAAAGGAAUUAGGAUUAACUACCACGAUAAUUGGUUUAGCCAAAGAUGAAAAACAUCAAACGGCGAAAAUUAUUACUAGUGAUUUAAAGGAGUUAGAUUUUCAGGGUCAAGCCAAAAUUAAAAAUUUCUUAGCCAAUUGCCAAGCAGAGGUUCAUCGUUAUGCUCUUAAUUUCCACCGUAAACUUCACCGACAAAGUAUUUUGUAUAAUAAAUCACCUUUCCUUAGAGAACUUCGAGGCUUCAUUUAUGUUAUCGUUAUUGACAAUGAUGUAUUAUCAGAACUUUUUUUAACCCCAUUUUCCUUAUGGUCUAUAUCCCAAAAACCUAUGACAAAAAGGCCACUAACAAUAAAUAACAAAACGCCGGUCGGCUCAGAAAUUAAGCCACCGAAAUUAAAAAUAACCAAAGAAUGCUCGGGUUGCGGCGAUAAAUUUAUCUUUUCUUCCUCAGAAGACUAUGAUUACUGCUCCUCUUGUGAACUAAACGGCAGUCGCUAUCUUCCCGGUCGGAAAACUGAAAAUAAAUGCUCGGAAUGUGGUGAUGGCUCAGGAAUUAUUAAGUUUCCUAAUCAGCCCCCGCGGGCCUGUAAAACUUGCCAUUUAGCCAAAAUAGCCCUCUUGGAGCAAGCCAAAUCUCAACUUCCAAAAUUAGAAAAAAGUUUAGAGCAAAUCACCCAAUUAAAACAAACCCUCGCUUUUACCCAAAACACGGCUCAAAACUAUCUCCAAUCGCUCCAAUCCGCCCAAGCCAAAAUCACCGAACUAGAAGAAGAGUUAAAAACUAAAAAAAUCUUCACUGAAGCCCCGGAAGAAAACAGCACCGAAUUAAAAACUAAAAUUCAGCAACUAGAAGACCAAAUCCUCGAACUCCGCUUGGAAAAAAUUAAAGACUUCGGUGAUUAUUACCAAAAAAAACAAGAGCUCGAAACCGAGUUAGAACUGAAUAUUAACGAAGGAGUUAACGAAAUUCACCGCUUAGAAAAUAAACUAAUUGCCACCAAUAAAAAAAAAUUAGAAUUACAACAAAAACUCAGUCAAGCCCAAGGCCAAAACGCCCAGUUAGAAUUAAAGUUAAUUGAUAAUCAAGAACCUAGUUCUUUUAACUAUUGA
Entrophospora sp. SA101 is the source of this 1170-nucleotide messenger RNA. The record is from the annotation of a GenBank genome assembly. NCBI's taxonomy places the organism in Eukaryota, Fungi, Glomeromycota, Glomeromycetes, Entrophosporales, Entrophosporaceae.